Erigeron canadensis is the source of this 813-nucleotide messenger RNA. RefSeq lists its product as uncharacterized. The transcript is spliced from 2 exons. NCBI's taxonomy places the organism in Eukaryota, Viridiplantae, Streptophyta, Magnoliopsida, Asterales, Asteraceae. The record is from RefSeq and is a predicted model, not a curated record. Bases 1 to 813 code for a protein of 270 amino acids.
AUGUCAAGUUCCGACGAAGAUUCAGGUGCUCCCACUUUAAACAUUUUUCAAAAAUGUACAUCCGUUGUACGCCAGUUGGCGUAUAGUGCCAACGCCGACCAAUUGGAUGACUUUAUCACGCAACCGACACAAGAAGAUGUUGAUCGAGUGACCGCGAAACAUUUGGAGGUGCAUGGUUUCCCGGGUAUGCUCGGAAGAAUCGAUUGUAUGCACUGGCCAUGGAGAAACUGCCCUACCACAUGGCAAGGCCAAUACACUUGUGGCGACAAAGGACACCCCAAGAUUAUGAUUGAAGUGGUUGCUUCAUAUGAUUUGUGGAUUUCGCAUGCUUACUUUGGACCCGCCGGUUCGAACAACGACAUCAACGUACUCAAUGAAUCUGACUUGUUUGGCCAGCUCCUUGAAGAUAGAGCUCAUGUGGUCAACUUUACCGCUAACGGCGAACAGUUUACAAAGGGAUAUUAUCUAGCCGACGGUAUUUAUCCUGAAUGGUCGACACUUGUGAAGUCUUUUAAGUGUCCCAUGGACCCCAAAACCACAAAGUUUAAGCGCUAUCAAGAAGCUGCAAGGAAAGACGUAGAGCAUGCAUUCGGGGUGCUUCAAGGUCAUUUUCAAAUCCUCAGGCACGGAGCGCGUCCAUUGAGUAUCAACAAAAUUAAACGUACGAUGUACACUUGUGUGAUUUUGCACAACAUGGUCGUUGAUUAUAACGGUCGUGCAAUUAGUCCAUUGGAUUUGGAGUUAAUUCCACCCGACAGGCCAGUUCGUACGUGGGACGAACAAGUUGGAAUACAGUUAUGUAUGAUGGGGUAG